Molecule: messenger RNA, 2155 nt
Organism: Oreochromis aureus
Lineage: Eukaryota; Metazoa; Chordata; Actinopteri; Cichliformes; Cichlidae
Product: protein phosphatase 1 regulatory subunit 12B-like
Exons: 7
Coding region: 265-750 (161 amino acids)
Cellular component (GO): cytoplasm
Molecular function (GO): enzyme inhibitor activity; protein kinase binding; phosphatase regulator activity
Source: RefSeq, a predicted model, not a curated record
GUCCCACCACUUCCCCCCACAGAUCUCACACUUGUGCAAUUGUUUCACUCUCUUCUGAUAUGCAAUGUCUCACUAUCACGUGAAGAAGACGCUUGGAUUGUUCUUUAACCAAAGAAAAAAGAAAUCUGAUUUUAAUCUUACUGGAUAAAAAAAUACAUAUCUCUCUACUUCUCGUCCGUUUAAGAAGAACAUUUUUAAAAACAAAUUGGACAUACUUCUGACGACAAUACUGCUGCAUGCAGUGGUUCCAGCUGCCCAGGAGCGAUGUCAUCUCUACCUUCUCACAACAAAGAUUCGUCACGCAUCAGAAAGCAACUCUCUGACUCUUGUCCAGUUUCUUCUGUUGCCACUACUAAGAGCCUGCGGCAUGAGAGGCUGUCUAGACUGGGAUCAUCUGGAUCAUCUGAUGUCUCCAAUGACACAUCAACAAACCAUGCUGAGUCCUACUUUUUACAAAGAGAGAACAGACUAUCUGCAAGGAAAAAGGCACAAGAAGAGACAGCAAAUAAUGACUAUAAAAAGAUGUAUGAAAAGGCACUGGCAACAAAUCAAAGGCUCAAGUCCCGACUAGAAACAAGUAAACAGGAACUCACCAUGAUUCAAGACCAGCUGGAGAGAGCACAGAAGGGGAGACAGGAUGACUGUGGGGCCAAUGUGCUAGAAGCAGAAAAAAAGGAAAGCUGGAGCCUUAAAAAGAGGAUAUCAGAUAUGGAAGAACAACUGAAGCUGUUUUGUCUCCAGUGGCUUUAGCUGACAUCAUUUGUCACCAUUAUGCUCUGCCGGCUGUGGAAUGUGUGAGCACCGCAGCGACUGAGCAAUCAGUAUUCAUCUGCAGCGUAAAGCCCACAAAUGUCUGCUGUGUUCUGCCCAAGUGAAUGCAAACACAAACCUCUUGUUAUCUGUGAAUGAGAGACCUAAACAAAGAUGCUGGUCUAAAAAUAUACCUUUACAACAGAGAAAUUAUUCAAAACUGGUCUAAAAGUAUCUGUCUGUUGGUGUGUAUGAACACAUUAUUGUAUUUGUUUAAUAAAGAUCAGUCUGUCCUUUAUUCUUUAGGCCAGUUUUCUUUCUGUACCAGUUACUAAUAAGAGUAGAAACCAGAAACCUUCAUAGAAUGUACAUAAAAGAUGGACAUAACGUAGUCAGUAUGCUGUCAGGUUUGGUUAGAAAUAGGUUUAGAAGUCUCAGGCCAUGGAUCAGAUUGAGAAACCAAGAAGCACUGAACACUUAUACAGUAGCAAACUAUGAGUCACAAGGUAGGUCCUCUCUGCAGCAUACCUGUUUUUUUUCAUCCUAUUUGACUUGAAUGGGGUCCAGAAUCUAAAAAGAGAACUUAAAAGUAGCGACUAACACCGCAGGAGAGUGUUUACCCUGGCCAUAGAUCAGAGGAGCCAAAAAGCAUUUUUCCCAUAGACUACUAUACAGCUGGACAUGCAGGAACCAUCUCAUGCUGGUGAUAAGAAAGACUGUAGGUUUAAGGCACUUUUGCAUUGCUUUCACUUUUCGGACCCUGAAGCUACGUCCAUCAUUUACAAACACCAGCAAACUUGUAUUGAGUUUCACUUUAAGCAGGACCUUGUUGCUGUCCACUUUGUGAGCAUGAUUUUUUUUUCUCUUAGAAGACACCUUUCUGUAUCCCUCUGUUUCCCUCUCCUGUGUUAUGCACAACUUUAAAAAGUGGUCUCUACACAGAUCAAGAUUCAUUGUAUUUAUUAAUAUUGCAUGUAAAUGUUAUGACAGUUGUGGGGUGUUGUGGUCACUGUCGAUCAAAUCUAGUGAAACAAAUUUUGUACUCAAAGUAAAUGUUGUUUAUAGCAAAAAAUGGUUACUUGUGGUUUUGCAAGCAUCCAAGGUUAAGCCUUUGUUUUAAGAGGUCGAUUAGCAUGUGUUCUGUGGGUGGUCUGUUGUUCUCUGAAUCUGCCACCUCCCAUUUGAUGUGACCAAGGCUGAAAAGAUUGCUGACAUGACCAGAAAUAAAAACCAUUCCUUGGUGUGUAGCUCAUGAAGACAGUACCAAAGUAUGAACUUUUAAACUACAAAUUAAGAACAAGCAAAUCCUUAUACUAACCACUGUAAGCAGAAAUGCUCUACUUGGAACGGGUUGUAGGACUUUUUAGAUACUCUGUCCACCCUUAUGUUUUUAUACUCUCUUUUC